Messenger RNA from Drosophila ficusphila, 837 nucleotides. RefSeq names its product retinin (gene retinin). The record is from RefSeq and is a predicted model, not a curated record. Lineage: Eukaryota; Metazoa; Arthropoda; Insecta; Diptera; Drosophilidae. The transcript is spliced from 2 exons. The coding region runs from base 92 to 661 and encodes 189 amino acids.
GUUUGAAUUAAAGGGCUAUAAAAGCUGAUCUUCUGAUUACAAACUGCAUCAUUCAUUCGUCAGUUUGCGGAUUCAAAGGAAGUCUAGAGAAAUGUCUCGAUUGUCCCUUCCCGUCUUGGCCAUUGUGCUAGUUUUGGCUGGAGCUUCGCAGGCGGCCAGCUUGGAGUGGCCCUCGAAUCUGGUGGCCCUCAGUACUUCCAAAACCUCGCAGUUGAUUCCCAUUGCCAGCGAGGAUUCGGUUGAGUUGGCCGAAAGCAGUUCGGGAUCGGUAGUCUCAUCGGGCAGCCAACCGGAGGAGCAAUCCGAGGAGGAGGAGGAGCCGGUGGCCCAAUCCUCCAGUGGCACUGUGGAUGCCAUCGAUGCCCGUUUGGUUUCCUCUGCAAUUCCCGUCUCCGUUCCACUUCCUCUGAUCCUGGCUGCCCGAAAUGGACUCCGCACCGUGCUGACCAUCCAGGAGCCAACUGUGGCCAAGGUGGGUGAGGUGGUGCAGCACGUGCCCACCGCCAUUUCGCAUCAGAGCCAGACGGUGGUGCACGACCACCGUCGGCUGGUCACACCCAUUGUGGCUCCGGCGGUGCGCACCACCCAAGUGGUUCGCCAGCAGCCACCGCUUGUGUGGACCGUCGCCUCCGAUCCUCGAGUGGUCCUCAUCCGCAACUAAGGAUUCAAGCCAAAGAUCAAGAAGAUGAACUCGCCAAAUCUAUGAUACUUCUACUCUUAAUUCCCUUUCUGGAUCUGAUCGCCCACAAAACUCUUUCUCUUCUCUGUCUUCUUUCUUCUGCCAUUUUCUGUAGAAUUCUUUUGUAGUGUACUCUUAAUAAAGUUUUCGCAAAUGCA